CCGCGCCAGCCAGUCCCUCGCCACCCCGGCUGCGCCGCCGCCGCCAUGUGCACGGGCAAGUGCUCGCGGCUGGUGGGCCUGACCCUGGUGACCGCGGCGCUGGCCUGCAUGGUGGCCAACGUCCUCCUGAUGUUCCCCAACGGGGAGGCGACGUGGGUGCCAGACAAAAUCACCCUGCAGGUGUGGCUGAUGGCCGGCCUCAUCGGGGGCGGCCUGAUGGUCCUCUGCACCGGCUGCUCGGCAGUGCGGGCCGGCGGGAAGGGCUGCUGCGGAUACGGAUGCUGCGGGAACCGAUGCCGGAUGCUCCGCUCCGUGUGCUGCUCCGCCUUUGGGGGCCUGGGGGCCUUCUACUGCGUGACCGUCUCCUCCACGGCCCUGGCCGACGGGCCCUACUGCCAGAUGCUGGACGGCAGCUGGGGGUCGCCCUUCAAGGAGCUCAGCCACAGCUACCUGCGCAACCAGUCGCUGUGGGACUGGUGCACGGCCCCCCCCAAGAUCGCGCUCUGGCACAUCGUGCUGUUCUCCAUCCUGCUGGGCCUGGGGCUGCUGGAGCUGGUGCUGUGCGGCAUCCAGGUGGUGAACGGCCUGCUGGGGACCCUGUGUGGGGACUGCCGCAAGGCGGCCGACCGCGAGGGCGAAGGUCUCUGAAGCUGAGGAGCGACCAGCUGGACCACGUGCCACGCACACACCGAGGAACACUCCCGCCAGGCUCCCCAUCCCCGUGGCCAGCGCGCGUGGCCCG
Molecule: messenger RNA, 742 nt
Organism: Varanus komodoensis (Komodo dragon)
Lineage: Eukaryota; Metazoa; Chordata; Lepidosauria; Squamata; Varanidae
Gene: TM4SF5
Product: transmembrane 4 L six family member 5
Exons: 5
Coding region: 46-648 (200 amino acids)
Cellular component (GO): membrane
Source: RefSeq, a predicted model, not a curated record